Neocloeon triangulifer is the source of this 2290-nucleotide messenger RNA. RefSeq names its product integrin-linked protein kinase (gene Ilk). The transcript is spliced from 9 exons. The coding region runs from base 240 to 1589 and encodes 449 amino acids. Gene Ontology annotation, molecular function: ATP binding; protein kinase activity; protein binding. The record is from RefSeq and is a predicted model, not a curated record. Gene Ontology annotation, biological process: protein phosphorylation; integrin-mediated signaling pathway; cell-matrix adhesion. Gene Ontology annotation, cellular component: stress fiber; focal adhesion. NCBI's taxonomy places the organism in Eukaryota, Metazoa, Arthropoda, Insecta, Ephemeroptera, Baetidae.
AACGUCCGCCACCAGGUGUCUCCAGGGCAUCGCCCCGUCUGUUUUUAUUUGUCAACAAAGCUCCGCUUUUCGGCGGAAAAUCUGGCUGUCGGCCGAACCUCGUGCCGAAAUUUGGUUUUCACGGGGUUUUUGAACGUUCGGGAGCCGUUUUGACGAGUCGGCAUAAGAGUCAAGACUGGUAUUAUUGCUGGCUGUCGGUCGAGCUGUUUUGAAGGAGGCCUUUUCCAUCCGCGCCGGACAUGGAGGACAUUUUCCAAUGGACCCGCGAGGGAAACGCCAUGCAAGUGCGAGUCUGGCUCGACGACACCGAACACGACCUUAACCAGGGUGACGAUCAUGGCUUCAGCCCACUGCACUGGGCUUGCAAGGAGGGCCACACAAAAAUUGUCGAGCUGCUGAUCCAACGAGGAGCCAGAAUCAACGUGACAAACCGAGGAGAUGACACUCCUCUCCACUUGGCCGCUGCCCAUGGACACAGAGAAAUUUUACACCACUUGCUGCGGAACAAAGCUGACGUCAAUUUUACCAACGAACACGGAAACACCCCUCUGCACUACGCCUGCUUCUGGAAUUACCAGUUGAUUGCCGAGGACUUGGUAGCUCAGGGCAGCCUGGUCUCCAUAGCCAACAAAGAUGGCGACACUCCCCUGGACAAAGCCAAAGGCCAGCUCUCAAAGCAGCUUCACGAGCUGGCAACUUCCAACGGCCAAGAUCUGAAGAAAAUCCAGUUCAAGGAUCAGAGCUGGUUGGGCAUGAAGACUCGCAGCCGAGACGCAACCUUGUCGAGACACAGGGGCAUUGACAUCGGAGAACUCUCUCUGCACACAAGAAUUGCGGAGGGUCCGUCUGGUGAGACGUGGAAGGGUCGCUGGCAGAAAAACGACAUUGUGGCCAAAAUCCUGGCGGUCCGAGAAUGCACCCCUCGCAUUUCGAGGGACUUUAAUGAAGAAUUCCCAAAACUCAGAAUCUUUUCCCAUCCCAAUGUGCUUCCCGUUCUCGGCUGCUGCAACUCGCCACCGAGACUGGUGGUCAUCAGCCAGUGGCUGCCCAACGGCUCUCUUUUCCGCCUUCUGCACGAAGAGACAGGCGGUCUCGUUGUUGACAACGCCCAAGCUCUUCGAUUCGCCCUCGGAGUUGCUCGAGGAAUGGCCUUUUUGCACUCGAUCGAGAGGAUCACUCCCCAGUUCCACCUCAACUCAUACCACGUCAUGAUCGAUGACGACCUCACUGCCAAAAUCAACAUGGGCGAUGCCAAAUUCUCCUUCCAAGAGAGAAACAGAAUUUACCAGCCUGCUUGGAUGUCUCCAGAAGCCCUGUCAAAGGGACCGAAAGAGCGGAACUGGGAGGCUUCCGACAUGUGGUCUUUUGCCAUCCUGCUGUGGGAGUUGGCCACUCGCGAAGUGCCUUUUGCUGACCUUUCACCAAUGGAGUGUGGCAUGAAGAUUGCCCUGGAAGGUCUUCGAGUUGCUGUUCCGCCUGGAAUUUCAGCCCACCUGAGCAAACUGAUCAGGAUCUGCAUAAACGAGGACCCUGGCAAGCGGCCCACUUUUGACAUGGUCAUGCCCAUUCUUGAGAAAAUGCAACGCUAAACGCAACGACCGUCGCCUUGAAUUGGAUGCCUUCGAAAAAGUGCUUCUAUGUGUAAAUCAUAUUUGAAAAAAAAUUCUGCCUUUUUCAUCAGAAGAUCAAAAUUUGCACUAAUUGUGACUUAUAGAUAAUAAUCACUCUUCUUAAGAGAUCUAGCCUGUAAAAGUUAGGAGAGCUGUCAGUAUUAUAUUUCUUGUUGAUAUUUUUAAUAACAAAAUUAAUCUACUAGCACACUAGUCUGGACUCAAAAACUGUAUUUGAAAACGUCGUAAUUUUAAUUUAUUAACGCCGCAUUUUUCUCUUGUAAAAAGGCACUGCAGCCGUAUUUUGCACUUAUUGUUGAUUUUUAUCCAUAUGCAUAUUUUAUGUAAAACCAUUUUUUGAACUGAUUAACAAGCACAAAUGUUGAUAACCAGUAAUCUCACACGACUCAGCCUUCCGACAAGUUCAUUUUGUACUGUUUUAAUUACACCAAACCUUUGUGCCAUUAAGAGAGAGAUAGUAUUUUUUAUAUUCAACAGUUUAACUUUUGGAUUGUUUUUGAUGCACAAAAUGAUAAUUAUUGUACAUCAGUGCCUUCAUAGACAUCAUCAAAUUCACCUUUGUGAGUUCAUGAUCUUGCGUCUGCAUAAUCACCUUCGGGAGUUAAAUAAGAAAUGACUCUGUGUCUAUUAUUGUUGGCUAAAUAAAAAAUAUAAUUAUU